AUGUAUCUAGCAGUACGGGAUUAUGAUGAUUAUGACCGAUGCUACACAGACAACCGCGGGCGCUACCGCUGCUACAGAAGUGCCUGGGACAACUGGGUACGCUGGCUCGUCCUCGGCGUCGUAGUCAUCGGAUUCCUCCUCCUCUUCGUCUUGUGCAGUUGCCUAACAGCCCGUCGCCGCCGCAAAGCUGGUCGCCAACCCUUCUACGGCACAGGCUGGGCCGCCCGUCCAGGAAACGGUACCAACACCGCACAACCCUACUACGCCAAUGGCCAGAACAACUACGCUGCCCCGGCGCCGCCAUACUCACCUCCGAAUGACGUCAACAACGGAUACUACGGUGGCGGCGCGAAUCAGGGCUACUACAACAAUGGCCAGCAGAAUGGCGUCGAGCUCCAGUCGCCACAACCGACGUAUGGUGGUGGAUAUGCGCCGCCGCCGGGCCCACCACCUACCAAGGGUGAUGGUAUCGUGAGAUAGAGUCCUCUUGGCAAUGACGACAUUAAGGCGUGAGGAUUGAGUGGGAAUGGGAAUGACAAGGCGUUCAUGGACUUCAAUACUUUUUCGCAGAAUGCACUGCGCAAGCCAUGAGUUUUGAUAUGGGUUGGAGUUUAUGCUAGGAUACCUCUUGCUUCCAUAUAUAUUUUCUAUUCAUGAUUGUUGUCAAUCAAUGACAAUCAGACUACUA
Messenger RNA from Parastagonospora nodorum SN15, 688 nucleotides. RefSeq lists its product as hypothetical. Gene Ontology annotation, cellular component: intracellular membrane-bounded organelle. The record is from RefSeq and is a predicted model, not a curated record. The coding region runs from base 1 to 480 and encodes 159 amino acids. The transcript is spliced from 3 exons. NCBI's taxonomy places the organism in Eukaryota, Fungi, Ascomycota, Dothideomycetes, Pleosporales, Phaeosphaeriaceae. Gene Ontology annotation, biological process: vesicle-mediated transport.